AUGAGUUUAUCUGGGAUUCGAAAAUUUUGUUCUAAACCAACUGUAGAAUCUGCCAGCGCACCCAAAUUUGGACCAACAACCACAGCAAUAGAUGUUGUCAAAGGACUCAAUAUCAGAAUGGAUAGAAAGGUAGUGUUAAUUACUGGAGGCACAUCAGGACUGGGAGUAGAAACAGCACGUGCACUAGCAGCUACUGAUGCACAUGUAAUUAUUACUGGUCGUGAUAUGAGUAAAGGUGGGCAGGUCGUUGAAGAUAUCAAGAGAACAACCCAUAACAGCAAAAUCGAAAUGAUGGAACUUGAUUUAAAUUCAUUAAACUCUGUACGAGAUUUUGCCGCUCGAUUUCGACAACGACGACUUCCCAUCAACAUAUUGAUCUGUAAUGCAGGUGUCAUGGCAUGUCCGUAUGCGAAAACAGUUGAUGGUUUUGAGUCGCAAUUCGCCGUCAAUCAUCUCGCACACUUUCUUCUUGUUAAUCUUCUUUUACCAGAGCUUCGAACUGGAAAACCGUCACGUGUAGUUGUUGUAAGUUCACUUGCAAACAAAAUGGGUGGAGUAAAUUUUGAUGACAUAAAUUGGGAGAAUAAUUACAACAAAUGGGCAGCUUAUGCUCAAAGUAAAUCUGCAAAUAUUCUUUUUGCAAAACAAUUCAAUAAGAUGUAUGCCAAAGAUGGCAUUCAAGCAUUUUCUUUACAUCCAGGCGUUAUUAUGACUAAUUUACAGCGACAUACACCUCCAGAAGAGUUAAAAGCAUUUGGUGCUCUCAAACAAGAUGGCAGUGUAAGUGAUAUUUGUAAAUCAAUAGAGCAAGGAGCUGCAACCAGUGUCUAUGCUGCUUUGGCGCCUGAACUGAAUAAUCAUGGUGGUGAAUAUUUGGAAGAUUGCAGUAUUAGUCGUGGCGUCAACACGGGAGAAGAACAUUGGGGCAUGGGAUUGCAUGUUGUUGAUAUGAAUAACGCCGAACGUCUUUGGAAGAUUAGCGAACAACUAGUAGCCUUGCAUUGA
Molecule: messenger RNA, 1005 nt
Organism: Rotaria socialis
Lineage: Eukaryota; Metazoa; Rotifera; Eurotatoria; Philodinida; Philodinidae
Source: the annotation of a GenBank genome assembly